Messenger RNA from Morus notabilis, 1114 nucleotides. RefSeq lists its product as uncharacterized. Bases 46 to 1044 code for a protein of 332 amino acids. The record is from RefSeq and is a predicted model, not a curated record. The transcript has 4 exons. NCBI's taxonomy places the organism in Eukaryota, Viridiplantae, Streptophyta, Magnoliopsida, Rosales, Moraceae.
AAUACUAGCUCUAAAUAGAAUGUAUUAGAAUAUCACAUUACGCAUAUGUACAGAAAGGCAUCACUAUCACGCUGUCCAGCCAUUCAAGCAAAAAAAAAAAAAAAAACAAAAAAGAAAAAAAUGGUGAACAUAUUUGUAUGCCUAGUUAAUCCUUUGUUACAUGCAGCGAUGAACCUGUUGGGUCUAAAACGGCAGAAACUGGAAAUUGAGCAAGGAACAAUCAUGAACUUUUGGGUUUCAGCCAAAACCCUAGACAAACCCGUUCUUGUUCUGCUUCAUGGAUUUGCAGCAAAUGGUGUCGUAACGUGGAUGUUCCAGAUACCGGCCUUAACGAGGGAGUUCUCGGUCUUUGUACCGGACUUUCUCUUCUUCGGAGACUCUUUCUCGGAGAGCGGAAAACGGUCGCCUGAGUUUCAAGCUGAGUGCUUGGCGAAAGGCUUGAAGCUUUUGGGGGUGGAGAGGUGUGUAGUGGUGGCGUUUAGUUAUGGAGGGUUUGUAGGGUUCAAGUUGGCCGAGCUGUGGCCUGAGCUGGUCCGGCACUUGGUGGUGUCUGGCUCGGUCGUGGGCUUGACCCAGUCGUUAAGCAACGAGAGACUGCCGAGGAUAGGGUUUAAGUCCUGGUCCGAGCUUUUGGUGCCGAAAACUGUUGAGGAUUUGAAGAGGCUUUUCUUUGUUGUUACUCAGAAAAAGCUGUGGUUUCCGAGUUGGGCUUUUAGACAUUAUUUGGAGGUCAUGUUCAAUAACAGAAGGGAGAAAGUUGAACUUCUCGAGGCUUUAGUCAUAAAUGACGAGGACUACUUCAUUCCUAACUUUUCCCUGCAGAGUAUACAUUUUCUUGUGGGAGAGGAUGACAAAAUAUUCAACUUGAAAAUGGUCCAGGACGUGGUAUUGCAACUGGAGGAUAAAGCAACCCUACACGGUAUAAAAGAGGCUGGCCAUCUUGUUCACAUAGAGCGACCCUUUGUGUACAACAACAGCCUCAAGAAAAUUCUCUUGUCUUUGAAGCACGGGCACCAUGAUAUAGGAGACUCUUACUUAUGUUAGACUAAAUUGGGAUUCUGCUGGAUCCUUGAUGGCUUGUUAUAACUAUAAUAUUAUAUUAAAGAAAGCUUUA